AUGGGAGACGUGCAUAGUAGGAGAAGCCCUCCAUUGCCAUCGCCAACGGAAACCGUGUCGCCCGUCGCCGUGCCUCAAUCUCCCCACUUGCAGCCAGCCCGGUCGCUGCCGAGCUAUCAAAUUGCCGAUCAUGACCAUGCGAGCAAGUUAUCGAUGGAUAGUAUCGUGGAAAGUGGGGACGGCACAUUGAAAGCACCUCGCAUGCGGUUUUCACGGGGAGACUCGGCGGAUCAGCUACAUGGCCUGACACCGAUUACCGAAGACACACGACCGGAAAGUGAACGACAGGAAGAACAGGGACGGAGUUCGCAAACAUUAAAGGAACUGCGCCGGCAGAUGGAGGAGCUCUUGGUUUAUCAGCAAAUGCAGCAACACCAAGGUCAUACCUCGGCCCCGAAUCAAAUUGCUUCUGACCAUGCAAAUGAAACGCCGAAGAAACGUCGACUAUCUAGCGCCACCACAGAGAUCCCACCAACAAUUAUCCAGACAUCAUCGGGCUCGGUCGGAUCUGGAGGAACGAUCAAGGCGGGCGAUCACUAUGGCACAAUCUCUACGGACCAUACGGUUUCCCAAACUCCCUCCUAUCCGUUUCCAAGGGUCCAGAACCAGACUACGCAAUCCGAACUUGAACAAAUAGGCCGUCAGGGUCAAUUUCGGUUGAAGUUGCCUUCGGAGCGGCUUCGAUCAUCGACACCAGGAUCGCAAACUUCCGAGGACCAGCAGCCUGCUCCGAAGACCCAUAACGUACAGCCUGUAUUUCUUCCGCCCCAAAGCAGUCAACCCGCCGAUGAUUCAGAAUUCCCGACCCCCAGCUUAUACGACUUAUCUCUCAAAUUGAAUGCGGAUCCCGGACUGGAAGCUUGGUGGUCUAACCUGGUUGAAAUUCUACAAGCUCACUAUGGCGCAGAGCGCCUGUCACUGGCUGUUCCAGGUGAUCUGACUGACCUUGAGAAUGUCCCCUGGGGCCAGAAAGCAAUCUUCAACCAGAACGUGACAUCCAUGCCCGAGGAUGCGCAGGCAUCUACGGUUCCCGGCAGCACGUUAUCGGAAUCGACUAUGGACACUCGACCAUAUCAUGAUGAAAUCUCUCACGAUCAAGCUCCACCAUUGGCUCCCAAGUUGAAGAAUCCUAUAUCCACCCGCCCACCGUUAGAAUAUCGCCACUCGUUUGCUGGGUUUGGAUUCGGCAAAAGACCGACUCAAACUUCAGAAUUGGACCGCCAUCAGCAGACUCCAAAGGCUUCUGUCAAGUCGGAGAAAAAGCACGCUCGUAUCGCCGGAACGUCUAGCUUGGCGGAGACGACGGUGGCUUCAAGCAGCCAAAGACAACCGACUCAGCCUGAACUGAAUAAGCCCCCAAAUACAGCGGUCUCCCCAUUGCGACAAGCCGUAUUUCCGAUUCCGAGGCCACUGGAGGUGGAGUCGGAUCCUUUGGUCAAGAGGGCUGGGGUAGUCAAGCUAUUCGGACGGACCACCCCUGUUGUGCUUACCCGUGAGUACUCCACAGACGCAACUGACAACCAAGUGGGUGGGAACACUAUACCCCGGAGUCCGAACGAGACCGUUCAGAUGACCCCAAAUGCCGAUGGUCCCGAACAACACACGACUUCUGUUCAUGGGCAAAGUGCACCUCCGAUCAGCCUUGGCGCAGCUGGACUGCGACAGUAUGACGAAUAUGAGCAGGUUCCGCAGUCUCCCUGGUCGCAGUCCCCGGCUCCCUCACCGGCUCCUCGAACACACGCGGACCAAAACCCUUUCUUUACGUGUCACACGGUCGACGAAGGUGCGUUCUCGAAGAACCCGCCUCACCAUGACUACUCCAACUCGCAACCCUUGGAGGCCAUUGGGAUCGAUUAUUCGAAGACGGUUGUCCACAUACCUUUGAUACAUGGUGGCCAUGUGAAUCGAGGCUCUCACUCAACGUUGAGGUUUCCGGUCGCUAUCAUCUCCAUGCUCUCUACAAUUGUGCCAUACCCACCGAAUCUCCGCCGAUCCCUUGCGCACCUUAUGCCGCACCUCACAACAUCCUUUUGCCUUGCACAACAAUAUAGUCAGCUGGAGCGACAAUUGACAUCCAAAGUGGAUACUCCUCGGUAUGGACACCUUCUUGGACUCGGUGGCACAUUCUCGGACGCGAGCAGUGAAUUGGAGCUGGUGGCGGGUCUUAGUGGCCAUGUGAGCUACUCAGUUGGCGAUGACAACUCGAUGUCUGCGCAGGCUAGUAUUGCUAGCCCUAGUGAUCGAUCGUCGAACAAAUACAGUCCCACCAUAUCUAGUCUUGGAACGCCUGGGUUUGACCUUGGUCAGAUGGGGUUGAAUUCGGCAACUCAAUCUCCAGCCUUGAUCUCUCGUUCUGGAGAUACCACGGACAGUUAUUUCAAUGUCCAACAUACGAAGGUGGCUCGUGAUAACCUUCCAAACCAGCGAUCCCGUCUUUCAAAAUCAAAGUCAAGUCUGGCGUCCUCAACCCCGACCUCCCCGGGCAGGCUGACAGGCAAAGCUUGUGCGGUAGAAGAGGGCAACAAUGGUCAAGACCCAGCUUCAAUCGUCGCAUCCCCAUUGCAAGAUAUGCGACCGCCCACAGUCUUGUCUCCAACUCAGCAGUCGUCACGGCAAGGGUCAACGAAUUCCUUCUAUGCCCAAUUUCAACGCGAGAUACCCCGUCCUUUCUCGGACACAAUUGCGCAGUUGAUGCUUAAUUCCGUUCCUCUUCAUCUCUUUCUGGCGAAGCCUCAGAGCGGCGAAGUCAUCUGGACCAAUACCAAGUUUGAUGCUUAUCGGAGGAGUAAACCGCAGGAGCAGCGAUUGCGGGAUCCUUGGCAGAACAUCCACAGCAGUGAAAGAGAUCACGUGUCUAGCGAGUGGUCCAAUGCCCUACGUACGGGUUCUCAGUUCACUGAACGGGUUCGCGUACGACGGUUCAACGACGAGACUGCGUAUCGCUGGUUCAUAUUUCGAGCGAAUCCUUUGUUGUCGUCCACGGGUGAGGUUCUGUACUGGAUCGGCUCCUUCCUUGAUAUCCACGAACAGCACAUUGCUGAGUUGAAAGCGACUCAAGAGAGGGAAAAGUUUGCGACGGAUGCGAAGUACCGGGCAUUCUCCAAUUCAAUCCCACAAGUCGUUUUCGAAGCCACAGAGAACCGGGGAUUGAUCUUUGUCAACGAGCAGUGGAACUUGUACACAGGUCAAAGCCUCGAGGAGGCCCUGAAUCUCGGCUUCGCGAAGCAUGUUCAUCCCAAUGAUCUCGAGAAAUGUGGUGGGCUUGCCACGCAAACGAAGCAAGCGACCCCAGGCGAUGAAGCUACAUCAACGACAGAUGGCGGACAGGGACGGUCGCCUUCAGAAAGCCAUGGCGUUUCCUCUGCACUUGAUGAACUUGUGAGACGCGGCGUCGCUUCCCUGCAAAAGGAUGAGAAUGGACGUGUGUUCUACUCUACUGAGAUUCGCCUACGGUCUAGAGGCGGUGACUUCCGAUGGCAUCUCGUGCGCCUUGUCCGAGUCGAGACGGGCAGUUUCGGUAGCGAGGAAGCCUCAUGGUAUGGCACAUGCACUGACAUCAACGACCGGAAGAACCUCGAGCGGGAGCUCAAUAAGGCAAUGACUCAGCUCAAUAAUCAGAUGGAGUCCAAGACAAAGUUCUUCAGCAAUAUGUCUCACGAAAUUCGAACGCCUCUCAACGGUAUCCUCGGCACCAUUCCAUUCAUAUUGGACACGCAGCUUGACACCGAUCAACGACGAAUGCUUGAUACCAUUCAAAACAGCUCCACCAACCUCCGGGAAUUGGUUGACAAUAUUUUGGAUGUUUCGCGCGUUGAAGCUGGCAAGAUGUCGAUGGUCAAUUCCUGGUUCCACGUUCGGUCGAUGAUUGAGGAUGUGAUUGAUACUGUCGCCUCGCGAGCAAUCGACAAGGGCUUGGAGAUCAACUACUUGAUGGAGGCUGACGUCCCGUCCAUGGUGAUUGGCGAUCGCUUCCGGAUCCGUCAAGUUCUGAUCAACCUAGUGGGCAACGCCGUCAAAUUCACCGCACAUGGUGAGGUCUACAUCUGUUGCAAUCUCUUCCGUGAAACUUCGGGCAAACUCAACAACACCGAAGCGUUUUUGAAUUUCGACGUCGUGGAUACCGGUAAAGGGUUUAGCUCACAGGAUGCUGAGCGUCUCAUGCAACGAUUCAGUCAAUUAGGCGAAAAUGGCUCUCAGCAACAUGCUGGUAGCGGCUUGGGCUUGUUCCUGUCGAGGCAGCUUGUCGAGAUGCAUGGUGGCAAGCUCACACCGAGUAGCAAAGAAGGCCAAGGGGCCCAGUUUUCCUUCAAUGUCAAGGUUGAUGCUCCACCGCCUCCAUCGCCAUCCGAACGGCCUUCGCUAUUGCGUCAGGCCUCCACUGUCUCGAGACGACCGACAACUUCUAGGACAACAUCAUAUGAGCAGAGCAGUUCAUUGGCACCGAAUCCAGUUCUGAAUUUUGCGACUCUUUCACCCGGACUCGAGUCUCCGGAAUUCGAUCUUGGGCCAAAAAGCUUGUUCCCACACUCUGCGGUGUCAUCUGCUUUGCCAACGCCGGACAUUUCUACAGCACAGUUGCAGCCUGUUGGUGUGUCAAGUGUCCAGCCUCAAAUCGAUUCCAAUGAAGGAACACCAAGUGCGCCCGUUCGUCUGGUUCCGCCACCUCGUCAGGGCUCUUCGUCUCCAAGUAGACUUUCGAUUGGGUCGCCAUCUAUGUCUCCGCAGGGUCCUUUCUCCAUCAUCAUUCUAUGUCCCUUAGACAAUACUCGCAAAGCCACCAAGCAGCACAUUGAACAAGUCGUCCCAUAUGAGAUCCCAUUCACGAUCACGGCCUUACCGGACAUUGACGAAUGGAAGGACAUGAUGCAGCCUGGUUCUAGGACUCCCUGCACCCACUUGGUUCUCAACCUGCCCGCGACAGAUGACAUCUUGGAGGUGAUCCAGCACGUGUCUGAAUGUGAGCCGGACACUGCUCCUGUUGUUGUGAUUAUCUCGGACUUGUAUCAGAAACGCCAGAUCAGCACCCGCGUCAAAGAGUUGGCUGCAACGGGAAAGCAAGUCUUCAUCGUGCCGAAACCUGUCAAACCCUCCGCCUUCUCCACUAUCUUUGACCCAGAUAGCAAACGUGAACUGAGCAAAGACCGCAAUCAGGACAUGGCCCGAGAAAUCAAUAACAACUUCAAAACCGUGUCCAAGAUGGUCAAGGAGGUGCUCGGCAAUAAGGGCUACCGAAUUUUACUUGUGGAGGAUGACGAAACUAACCGUGGCGUCAUGCUAAAAUACUUGGACAAGAUCAAGCUCAUGUCCGAGACUGCUUCGAACGGGCAGGAGUGUACUGACAUGGUACUUUCCAAAGAACCGGGAUACUAUUCUCUCAUCAUUUGCGAUAUCCAAAUGCCUAUCAAGAAUGGUUACGAUACGUGUCGAGAGAUUCGUGCUUGGGAACAGAAGAAUCAUUAUCCUCAGAUUCCGAUCAUGGCUCUGUCGGCCAAUGCGAUGACAGAUCAGAUUGAGAAUGCUGCCCGUGCUGGUUUCAAUGACUAUGUCACGAAGCCCAUCAAGCAUAACGAACUGGGCAAGAUGAUGAUGGGCCUUCUGGACCCUAGCCGCCCUCUCCAGCUCCUUCGGGAUCGCCUUAGCGGAGGAGUUGAACCUUCUCCCUCGAUCCGUCGCUAA
Messenger RNA from Penicillium cataractarum, 5676 nucleotides. RefSeq names its product putative sensor histidine kinase/response regulator (gene pkhB). Bases 1 to 5676 code for a protein of 1891 amino acids. Gene Ontology annotation, molecular function: phosphorelay sensor kinase activity; histidine phosphotransfer kinase activity. Lineage: Eukaryota; Fungi; Ascomycota; Eurotiomycetes; Eurotiales; Aspergillaceae. Gene Ontology annotation, biological process: phosphorelay signal transduction system; protein autophosphorylation. The record is from RefSeq and is a predicted model, not a curated record. The transcript has 3 exons.